CUCUCUCUAUUUCUCUCCUCCUCCAGACUUUCUCUCUCAUCGCCGUGAGAAUGGCGUCUGGUUCGAAGCAAAACCCUUCAUCUUCAAAACCUCCAAGGCACCCGUUUACAAUCUCCGCCUCAACCCCCAAUAAAGCCUCUGUGGCGGAAGAAUCUCAAUUUCGAAACCCUAGCACAAGCGUCUCACCGAUUACGAUGUCACCGGAGGAUCAGAUCCUCGGAAACUCCACACACCUAACACGCCCCGAGCUUCUCCGACGAAGAUCGCACAACCUGAAGCAGCUAGCGAAAUGCUACAGAGACCAUUACUGGGCUUUAAUGGAGGAUCUCAAGGCCCAACACAGAGAGUAUUAUUGGAAGUAUGGUGUUAGUCCUUUCAAAGAAGAGAAUCAAAACAAGAGACGUAAGGUUGAUGGUGGGGAUGAAGUUGUUGCUGUUGAAGGUAGUGGAGACAAUAACGAUAACAACAACAACAAUGGUGUGAAGAGUAGUGAUCACUGUGUUGCUUGUGGUAAUGGAUGCAAGUCAAAGGCUAUGCCACUUACGAAUUACUGUCAGCUUCAUAUCUUGUCGGAUAAAAAACAGAAGCUUUAUACUUCUUGCACUUUCGUCAAUAAAAAAGCUCAGUCGAAAGCAAUAACAUGUCCAAAACCAACACUUGCGUCGACCCUUCCCGCCUUGUGUAAUGCGCAUUUCCAGAAAGCCCAAAAGGAAGUUGCACGAGCUUUGAAAGAUGCUGGUCAUAAUGUUUCUUCUUCAACAAAUAGGCCUCCACCGAAACUCCAUGACAUUGUAGCUGCCUUUGUGCAUCAUAUUCAAACAAAGAGAAAAAGUGUUCAGAAAGAUGGGAAGCUAAAAAGCUUUGUCAAAGAAGAAAUUUAAAUGGCAGAGUUCAGAAGAGUGCAGAGAAGAAAUAACUUGUUUCCACGAUUGUGCAAAAAAAAUGGAAGGUAAGAUAACAAGCGUAAUGUAUUCAUAAAUGAGAGAGAGACGUGUAGCUGAUUCUAAUAGACAGAUACUCAACUAUGUGUUGCAUCAUCAUGAAGAAAGUUUUAUUUUGUAGUUUAGAUUUUGGUUACACUAGACAUGUUGUAGAUCUUUCGUUUUCUUUGUAAAUCUUAGGCAGAGCAACGCUGCUUCUAAGGUUUCUUGUGGUAUUUUCAUUCUAUUUUGCCGUGAAUGGAGAGCUGACAGUCAAAUUCCAAUAAGUUCC
This is a messenger RNA of Eruca vesicaria subsp. sativa (arugula), 1212 nucleotides long. The record is from the annotation of a GenBank genome assembly. Lineage: Eukaryota; Viridiplantae; Streptophyta; Magnoliopsida; Brassicales; Brassicaceae.